CGCUCCUGCCACCUCUUAGCAAAAGCGAGGCACUCUACUUACCAAAGCUACUCUGCCCGCCCCCACCACCUUGUCGAUCGGCGAGCGCCAUGGGCAACUGCCUGAACAAGGCGUCUACGCAGCAGCAGCGCGAGAUGCGGCGGCGGCACGGCCACGGCGAGCGGGUGGCGCCGGAGGAGAGGGAGGAGGAGGAGGAGCAGCUCAGGAGCAUCGGCCAGGUGCUGCUGCAGGAGGAAGAGGAGGAGGAGGAGGAGGCGCCGGCGUCCGCGUCGCCGGCGGCCGGGAUGAAGGUGAAGGUGGUCCUGACGAGGGCGGAGCUGGAGUGGCUCAUGGCGCAGCUCAAGAGCGGCGAGCAGCGCCUCGAGGACGUCCUCCGCCAGAUGGGCAACGCCCGCGCCGACGACUACAAGCCGCCGCGCGCCGACGCCUGGCGCCCGCGCCUCGAGUGCAUCCUCGAGUGCCCCGAGGCCGCCGACGCCACCUAGCUCCUCAACGUACACACGGCGCCCGUCCGUCCGCUCUCGAUCGAUCUCCCCUCCCCGGUCACCGCGCGCGAUCAGAGCUUGAUCUCCUCCAUGAGCUAGUAGCUUUCUUGCUUAGAUCCGUCCGUCUCUGUGCAUGGUCCAUGGUGUGAUCCAUGGAGAGGCUUCUUGUUUUUCUGUUUCUCUCCAAAGGAUCCAUGAAGUGGUGCUUGAGUUAGGAUGAACACCAACUGUACUAUGUAGCCUGUUAGAGCAGUAGUAGCUUUUGAUUUCUCACUGGUGAUGUACUCGUAUCUGGGUUUUGCUCCGUCCGCUUGCUUUGGUUUUGCCUUUCUGGUGUUGUUUGUAAAUAGCGUGUGGCCACUUCGGUGGCGCAAUCCACCCUUUUUAAACCUUGUAUACA
Messenger RNA from Triticum aestivum (bread wheat), 885 nucleotides. RefSeq lists its product as uncharacterized. The record is from RefSeq and is a predicted model, not a curated record. The transcript has a single exon. Bases 90 to 485 code for a protein of 131 amino acids. NCBI's taxonomy places the organism in Eukaryota, Viridiplantae, Streptophyta, Magnoliopsida, Poales, Poaceae.